Symbiodinium pilosum is the source of this 739-nucleotide messenger RNA. The record is from the annotation of a GenBank genome assembly. NCBI's taxonomy places the organism in Eukaryota, Dinophyceae, Suessiales, Symbiodiniaceae.
AUGGGUCUGCAAGGGGUUGAAGCACGACUGGACCGGCUCUCCGCGCAGAUGGAUCUCUGCUUAGCCGAGGUCAUGAGCUGGAGAGGACUGGCGGCCCAACCUGAGACGAGGACUGCGGUGGAGGCAGCCGCUGCUGAGAAUGCGGCAAGCACUGUGGAUACCUUCAAGCUUCUCCACGCCUCAGAUCGGAGGGAGAGCGAGACCUCCGGAGACAAGUCCUUGGCUGCUUCGUCUACAACAUCGGACGACAGGCGUGGAUCCAACGGAGAUGCUGUGAAUAAAUAUCAGUCGAGGCAAAUGCUGCCUGUGCGUUCAAUGGACUUGAAGGUAGCCUGGAAGCUUCACGCCAGGGAACUCACACGUGAGCUUGGUGAGCUUUCGGAAUCGGAUCAGCAGAUGCAACCCCUCCUCCGGCUGGUGUAUCGCAGUCGUGCAGAUUAUGUUUGGGAGCUUUUGGACGAUCCCAACUCCAGCAUUUGGGCAUGGUGGAUUUGUCUUUUCCUGAAGCUGCUAGUUACGGUUUCGGUGCUGAUCUCCAAUUUGGAAGCCGUGAAGCCGCCGCUGAUGGAAACCACCCUGGUGGCAAUUCUGCAGACUAGCUUUGACGCCGUGUUCCUCCUGGAAUUCCUGGGUCGCAUUUCUUCUGCACCCUCCAAAAAGGCCUACCUCAUGGAUUCGCUGAACUGGGCUGAUCUGCUCUCUGCCCUCGGCUUGCCGCUACGGGCCUGCCUGGGUUUCG